Messenger RNA from Auxenochlorella protothecoides, 3450 nucleotides. Its product is annotated as Methionine gamma-lyase. Gene Ontology annotation, molecular function: pyridoxal phosphate binding. The transcript is spliced from 12 exons. The coding region runs from base 1 to 3450 and encodes 1149 amino acids. Gene Ontology annotation, biological process: protein retention in Golgi apparatus; transsulfuration; protein targeting to vacuole. Gene Ontology annotation, cellular component: extrinsic component of membrane. The record is from RefSeq and is a predicted model, not a curated record. Lineage: Eukaryota; Viridiplantae; Chlorophyta; Trebouxiophyceae; Chlorellales; Chlorellaceae.
AUGGUGGCGGCGGUCACGGCGGGGCCCGUGGCCGGGUCCGGCGGGGUGCUGGCAUUGCACCUGGCGCCGCGCUACCUGCUGCUCAACUCCCUGGACGCGGCGCUGCAGUACCGGCAGCAGGGUACCGGCGCGGAGGCGGAGCUGGGGCCGGGGGUGAGCUGCCCGCUGCGUUGGGCGGAUGCGGGGCUGCCGCUGCGGCUGUGUGUCCGCCUGCAGGAGGCUGGCUGGCUCUGGUCCGGCGGGUUUGGCCUGGACUCGCCGGGGGACACCUUCAUCAAGGUCCGGCACCGCGACCGCGGCGAGACCAUGCUGCUGCGCGUAGGCGUGGCCGCCGCGGCGGCGGGGACGCUGGCGGUGACGCUGAGCCAUCAGCCCGCGGGCUUCGCGCCCUACCGCCUGGAGAACUGCAGCCUGCUCACCCUGCACGCCCGCCAGCGCCGGGUGAGAGAGCAGCAGGACGUGCUGCGGCCCUACUGCAGCCUGGGGUACGCCUGGGACGAACCCGCCCGGCCCCAUCAGCUCGUGCUGGAGCUGGCGGGGGGGUGCGCCUCGGCACCUGGGGCCUCGACCAGGGUGCCCCAAGACGACCUGGUGUCCAGCCCCCUUGGCCCGGUGAGGGUGGUGCUGCGCGCCGAGGGCCCCACCCGCGUCCUCACGCUGCUGGACCCCAUGCGCCACCCUUUCUUCCUGCGCCGCGGCGCGGCGGGCCUGGGCGCCCCCGGCGCGGGGGCCUUGGCGAGCGUGGCGCCGGGCGGCGUGGGGCUCGCCCCGGCGAGCGCCGGCGAGGAGGAGACCGCCGCCGCGAGCGGGCUGCAGUGGCGCGUGAGCGCCAGCCUGGCCGGCGUGGGUCUGUCCGCGGUGGUGGGCGGGUGCGAGGUGGCGUAUGCGCGGGCGACGCGCCUGGCCGCGCGCCUGGCCGUCGGCCCCGCACACCUGUCGCUCGGCCUGGAAAGCGCGGCGCUGCAGCUGGACGACCCGCGCCCCCGCGCCGCCUUCCCCGUGGUCGCGGCGCUACCGGCCCCCCGCCAGGGCCUGGCCCCGCGCCGCGUCGACGACCUGCUGGCCGGGGGGGAGAGGCAGGCGGGCCUGGCCGCUGCGCUGACGCUGUGGCGCCGCCGGCCCGCGGGCGUGCUGUGCGUGGAGGACGCGCGCCUGACCUGCGCGCCGCUGGCCCUCUGGCUGGCGCAGGAGCACCUGGAGGCCCUGGCUGGCGCGGCGCGGGUGCUGGGCAGGGCAGCGGGCGUCGGAGGGGGGGCGGGGGCCCCGGGAAGCGGUGGCGCGCAGGAGGUGACGGGGCGGCGAUCCCCGGGGGUGCUGCAGCUGCUGGGGGGCGCGCCGCUGGCGCUGGAGGCCGACAGGAAGCUGUUCAUCAACCUGCUGGCCCUCGCGCCCCUGCGCAUCUCCCUGUCCUUCCUACCCACACCCCUGGGCGACGGGGCGGGGACAGUGGGCCCCUACCGGCGCCUGCUGUCCCUGGCUGAGGUGGAGGACGCGCGCAUCCGUCUCGCCGCGCUUUCCUUGCACCGGCCCCUCAUGGGCCAGGCGGCGCUGGGUCAGCUCCUGCAGCGCCACUACGCGCGUGCCAUCCUGCCAGAGGUCUACAAGAUCCUGGGGUCUGCGGCGGUGUUUGGCGAUCCCAUCAGGCUCGUGCAUCACCUGGGCCUGGGCGUGUGGUCGGUGCUGGCCUCCCCUGCCGCCGGGCUGGUGGAAAGCGCGCGCAGCAGGGCCCCAGCCCAGCUGCUGCUGGGCCUGGCGGAGGGGCCGCGCGCCGCCGCCGCGCACUUUGCCUUCGCGCUGAGCAAUGCUGCCGGGAAGACGACCGCCGCGGCGCGCAAGGCCAUGUCGGCGCUGGGGCUGGACAGGUACACUGCUGAGUACCCCCACCGGCCCAGGCGGGUCGAGAGGGACGGGGGCUCAGCGCUGAUCUGGCGCUCGGGGACUUCACUGCUUUCUGGUGAAGACCAGGGGCCGACAAACGGACGCGGCGAGGCCCUGCUCCCCGCCACCCUCCGUGGCCUGCUGGGCGCAGCGCACGGCCUGGUCAAGGGCUCAGUGGGAGUGGUAGUGCUGCCCCUGGCCUCCGCGCUGGACAUGCUGGCGCGCACUGCCGCCAGCGUCCGGCUGGCGGUGGUCGGUGCGCCGGCGCUGGGCUGGACCCGACCCCCCCGCUACGUGCCCGCCGGCGCCCCGCUGCCGGCGUAUGUCGCCGAGCAGGCGCUCGGCCGCUGGCUGCUUCUGGAGCUGGAGGCGGCGGGGGAUCACCUGUCGGAGAUCAUGACGAAGACCUCGAGCGUGCCCACCGAUCCCCAUGAGCGCCUGGCGGCCAUCUCCCGGGAGUUUGGGGAGUAUGGAGACUUCCUCUACAUUUACCGGUGGGCACAUGGGCUGUCGGUGUUUGGCAUCACCUCCACCCAGCUCCCCGUGGACGACCUGGCGCGGUGGGAGGCUGCGCUCACCCCCCGCACCCGCGUGCUGUACGUGGAGAGCGUGUCCAACCCCACGCUGGUGGUCGCCGACAUCCCAGCCCUGGCGGCGCUGGCCCGUGCCCACGGGCUGACCCUGGUGGUGGACAACACCUUUGCGCCCAUGAUCAUCUCGCCCAUCGCGCACGGCGCCGACGUGGUGGUGCACUCCGUCACCAAGUUCAUCUCCGGCGCCUCGGACGUCGUGGCCGGCGCCGUGGUCGGCCGCGCGGCCUUCAUUCACGGGCUCAUGCACCCAUGCUCCGGCCCGCUCAUGCUGCUGGGGCCCACCAUGGACCCAAAGGUGGCGGCGGAGCUCACCCUGCGCCUGCCCCACCUGGCGCUGCGCCUGCGCGAGCACGGCGCGCGCGCGGAGCUCUUCUCGCGUCGCCUGGAGGCCCUGGGCGCGGCGGUGCGCUAUCCGGGCCUGCCCAGCCACCCGCAGGCGGAGCUCUUCGCGCGGCUGGCCAACCCGGGCUAUGGCGCGGGCGGCAUCAUGACCGUGGACCUGCGCACGCCGGGGCGGGCGGGGGCCUUCAUGGAGCGCCUGCAGAACAAGCACGGCUUCGGCCUGCUCGCCGUCAGCCUGGGCUACUUCGACACCCUCAUGUCCGCCAGCGCCGCCUCCACCUCCAGCGAGCUCUCCGACGCCGACCUGGAGGCGGCGGGCAUCUCGCGCGGACUCGUGCGCCUGUCCGUCGGCAUCACAGGCGGCGCGGAGGCGCGCUGGGCGGCGCUGGAGGAGGCCUGGCGCGCCGUCGCCUCGGUGCCGGACCACGUCGUCAAAGCGCCCUACAAGGCAGCCCAGAUUCGCAAGGAUGCGGUGACGGGGGCACGCCUGGGACGGACCCCAUCCUGGCACAGCUUUGGGAGCGACGAGGAGGGUGCAGACCAGGCGGAGCAGGAGCAGAAGCGGAUGAAGAGGGACGGACCCUGGGUGCGACGCAUCGACACCACCACCGAAGUGGAGUACACUCCCGUGGCCUGA